Messenger RNA from Dreissena polymorpha, 3677 nucleotides. RefSeq lists its product as uncharacterized. The transcript is spliced from 5 exons. NCBI's taxonomy places the organism in Eukaryota, Metazoa, Mollusca, Bivalvia, Myida, Dreissenidae. The record is from RefSeq and is a predicted model, not a curated record. Bases 644 to 3208 code for a protein of 854 amino acids.
GACGGCCAGUUGUCCAAAUUUAUCGAAAUUGAUGUGUUUAUGCUGGGGAAAUUGUGUGUACAUGGGAGGCAGAAAAUACGAAUUGGAUGGUUUAAAUUACUUAUUUGAAAACUUGUGUUGUGGAUUUUUAGAUCGAGAUAAAGUGAAAGUUGGAACUGUAAGAAGGCAAUAUCAUUUGAAUAUGCCUCCGUGUGGGUUAUCAAGGAUGCUGAUUGCUGGAUUUUAAAGAGAAAUUGUGUAUUGUUUACUGUCACUGGAAUGGUGUGUGUAUGCACAACUGGACUUUCGUUUUGAGCAUGUACAAACAUUACUGGAUUGUAUUUUCCUUGAAUAAAAAAUGAUUUAGACAACUUGGAGCUUCACAGAGAGACUUUCCAUGAUUGUGGCAGAUUUUUUUGUUGUUCAAACCUGAAUGAAACUUCAUUUUGUAAACUGAACUGCCUUAGCGAAUUUCUUGAAAACAAAGCGGGGAUGUACAAAUAUAUUACAAGCAACUCGCCCUGCAAUGCUACCAGCUUACAAAAUUAGAUGACUGACAUCUGACAUCAAGCCCACUGCUGUGACACACUAUCGCGGCAACAUACAUGACCCACUUUGGUCACCUUGACCUUUGGUCAAGGCCCGUUGCAAGGGCAUUGUAGUCAUGAUUCAACGAAAUCUUUUUCUGCCGUUGAACAACAACGUCUUUCAUAGUUUUGAUCGCAUACAGUCUGCAAUGGCGUCAGGCGAGGGUGACUCUAUGGCCCCUGACGAGAUGUACCUAAUGCUGCAGGCUGAUAUGUUGAGUAUCAAGCAGCAAGAGCAAGUGUUACACUCAGAGAUAGAGGACAUUGCAUCCAAGUUCCACGAGCUGCUGGAGUCCUGCGGGAUUGACUCCGAUACGGGGUCCGGUAUCAUGGCUCCCCCAUCGACUCCCUCCUUCAUGAAGACGAACGCUCACAGCUCACUCACACAGGUCACCAGACUGGAGACCCUGACAUUCAUGAGGCAGACACCCAGCAGGACCACGUAUUCUACAUACUCCGGUCUUUCUGACAGCAGCAGUGAUGAUGAGUCUCGCACUAUGUUUCCAGAGUCUGAACAGAUUUUGGAAGGACUUGUAAACAAAAGUGAUGGACUUCCCCAGGAUGUGUCCUCACCCUCUUCAAAGACUCUAGUUGUGGAUAGAAACUCAAACUAUUUGGACUCGCCUCACAGCGAAGCUAAUGACAACCACACACCAGUCAUUGAGGCUAUCGCUAGUCUUGACAAGACCUCUUCAUCAGACUCCAACACAACCACAUCAAGUGGCAGCUCAAAUCGUAUGUCUUCCUCUUCGGAUGGAUACCCCAAAUCAGAUGAGUCCACUGACAAUCAAAUCGUGCCAGAGUGUUAUGACCUUGAUAAGGAGUUCAUGUCACGACUCCAGUACUACUCAGACUUUACAUUGGAUCGCCAGAGAAAAAUUAACAGUAUGGUUGUGAACUGUGGUGGUGCGCUGAAAGACGCUGAUAACUGUGAGGCAGCAGCUGAUAUUUUGACCCGUCACGUUGAGGGCAAAGAAUCAUCACCAGAGAAGCCGAUGUUUGUCAAACCUUUGGUUCCACCACCCUCUACCACCAGCUCUGGCUCUGACUAUCACUCCACACCUAGUUCACGUCGCCAGAACAGAGAUCGAGCACAGAGACAUAGAUAUUCUCGAUCGAGCCGCAAGCCAUCAUCGAAGCCUCUUGCCUCCUCUACCAUGCUUGACAGCAGCUUCUCAUCAUCAAGCAGUGGGCGUGGCAGUCACCGUGGUAACACUCCACUCAUUCCGCAGGCUUCUUCCACCAUGAUUUACGAAUCUGGUGGUUCCUCCAGUGGCAGCAAUCGACGCAAUAAGAGCAACGGGUCCAACCCUCGUGCUUGUUCUACGAUGCUCAACGAGUCUUUCCUUUCCACAGGGUCUAGUGGAUCUGGCAGUCGCCAUAGGAGCACACCAAUGGCCAACUCCACCAUGAUAAAUGCUCUGCCUGCUAUGGUUCUGUGUGGGGCAGAACCCACCAUAUCUGUGAUCAGACCGGCCAGUGACAAUAACGGGCACAGUGACAAUGACUGUGAAAGUGUGUACACGUGGUCAAUCCAUGAUGGUGACAGUGGUUCUGACAAAGACAUUAGUCUAGAGGAAUCAUACAUGAAGAAAGUCACUAACUCACACAAGAAGGCAAACAAUAAGCCUCCUCUGCCACCAUCUAAACGUGCUAGAAGUGGAAGUGUGAGUUCAAGAGGCAGCAAUGGCGAGCCUCAGUGCAAGGAUCACCAGCUGCAUAAACUGCUCGGUGAGCCGUGUUCCAAGACCAUUCUUGCCUCGUGUUCUGUGAUAGAGCCCAGUGACACUUGCAGAGAGGAGGCCCUCUUUGUUGAAAGCAUGUGCGGGGAUAUAACCGAAUGCACUGUCCCUAAGUCCAACACUCUGCCUCGGUCAAGCACUCGAGUGAAGCUGCAGGACAAGUCAAGUGGCAGUUCCUCUCUGGAGGCACGCAGGGCCUCUCUCCCUGACCUGACCAGCGUGGGUGCCACCUACACAGAUGACCACAGUGUACCGGAGUCGUUUAGCGAUGACGACAUGAUCGCGCUCAGUGAGAGACCUGAAUGCCAGGGAAAGUCGAGUUCCAGUAACGAUAACCCUGGGGGCAACUCUCAGGGCAGUGCCAAUGUAGACUCUAUACUCACUGACAGUCCCAACAGUGUGUGCAGCAGUGGCAUCAAUGCCCCGUACAACUCCCCAGGGACAAACACUAGCAGCAGCUCACGGGUCAGUCUGUCAACAACCAGCGAUGCCAGAUCAUCUGACUCAAACAUAAACACCCGUGCCCCUCAAGUCAACUUGCGCCCACGCAUAUCUGCACCAGUGAACUCGCCCAAACUUCAGAAUGUUGACACAGCAGAGGGCGCUCAGGGAUCCACAUUCAAAGUGCCGAAACAGAAUCUACCUCUCCGAAACUUAUUCCGUUUUCGCCGAAAGUCCAAAACGCCAGAGGUGAAAACAUCCACUCCAAAACCAGUGAUGAAUGCUCAACCAGGCAGCAAGAGACAAUUGUUCCCCUCUGCAGGGACUGCAAACCUUCAGAACGAGGUGAAAGUGAUGGACAAGAAAGCUGUGAUUCGUAAAUUUAAGAAAUUCAGCGACUCGUUCAGACAGCGUGAUCGCUCUGGAAAACCACAGAUUGAGACACUUGCCAAUCUGUAGACGAUUGUGAACAGCAAAUUAGCUCAAUAAUCAGUAUUAAUGCUACAAAUACUUGUGCAAUUCCUGUGUUGAAGUGAAAAUUUUACUAUUGCGUUACAGUAGUGUUUUCAUUUUAGUGCUGAUGUUUGUUUUGUCUGUAAUAAUAUGGUUAAGAAUUAUUGUGGGUCGUAUCAUUCCGUUACGAUGUGACAUUUUGCAUGGAAAUACAUGAUUGUUUGUGAAAUCCAUUUAAACUGUUCAAAUAUUUUCUCUCAGUUCAUAUUACAGUUAUUUUACUUACCUCUGCCUGUAAAGUUAUUUUGUAACUAAUACAGUUUGUUGCUAAUGUUGCCAUUACUUGGUCAGACAUUUAUACUCAAAUAGUGUAAAUAAUUAUUAAACUGUAUGUCAUUGUUUCUCAUGGAUAUUUAUUUACAGUGCUGAUAACUGUAUUGUUAACGAUGGAUGAAUAAAUAGUAUGAAAUUAAAA